AUGAUGACCAUUAUUAAUCCAUCAUUAUAUUCCUCUACUUCUCCACAAAAUAUGAAUACAUAUUCUUCAUAUGGAUCACCACAACAAUCGGCUAAUCUUUCCUUUAAUUCUUCAACUUUUUCCAACAACAACAAUAAUAAUAAUCCAAUAGAACAACAACAAUCUUUAAUAUCCACCCAACUAAAACAACAACAUCAACAAGUAUACAGUGCCAAUACAUACCAAAAUUAUUCAACCAAUUCCAACAAUGUAGAAGUUGCCAAGGUUUUACAUAAUUCUCUUACUUCACCACAUAUUUCCUCAAUGGUAAAUAUGAGUAUUAGUUCUCCUUCACCUAAAAAGAGACCAUUUGGCAUGUCAAUUGCAAUGCCAACAACACCUAUUGUCUUGUCCAACAAUUCACCAUAUUUCCCAUCCAAUUCUUCAUCGUCAGACAUUGUAGUACCCCAAACUACAACCAACGUAAAUCCUUCCUCCUCCUCCUCCUCCUCCUCUUCUUCUUCGUAUAAUGGUAAUCACCAAGACCAAGUAUUAAUGAGUCCACCAGCUCUAUCGAUUCUUUCACCAUCAUUAUUGGGGGGAGACAUAGAGUCACCUCCAGAGAUGGACCUAGAGGAAGAUGAUUUCGAUGAGCAACUCCGAGAUUAUCUAACACCGGUCCUCUUUGGAAUGAUGGAUCAAUACUCUAGAGACCAUCUAUUCAACACGAUUACCGACUAUUUGAAUGAAGAGCUAUCGUUUAGAAACUUUCUUCUUGAACUUCGAGUCAUUCCCAUCAUGGACAUGAACUACAAAACCAUUUUUCAAUACCUAGUCGAUCUAUUUCUCUAUGUUGAGCAAAGCCAAAAGAUGGUAUCAUUCCUAAAGGACAAUGGCGUCGAAGAGAAUGAAAUCAACAUGGAUCUUCAAAAGGCGUUACUAGACCAACACCACCAGAGUCAGCAACAAGACCACCAUGGUAAUCCACUCUUUAAUAUUGGACUAUCAAAGAAAAAGAGAGAAAGAGUAAGAAAGAGUGUGAGUAGAGGUUUAAGAAAUCCACCAAAUAAAUGGACAAAGGAAGAAUCACAGAAACUGAUACAGUUGGUACACGAACACGGUGACAAACAAUGGAAAAAGAUUGCACAUCAAAUUGGUGGAGGAAAGACAGGUGCACAGUGUGCUCAACAUUGGAAACGAGUAUUGUGUCCAGCCAUCCGCAAGGGAUCUUGGGACGAAGAAGAAGAGAGUAAAUUGUUUUCACUCGUAGAGAAACAUGGUCAAAGUUGGAAGAAUGUAGCAUCAGAGUUGAGAACUCGUACCGACAUUCAAUGUAGAUAUCAAUAUUUUAAAUCUUGCAUGUCAAGAGAAGUAUUAUGGUCACAAAAAGAAGAUGAAAUGUUACACAAAAGAGUGAUGGAAUUGGAACCAACCAAUAUGUUGAACAAUUCUGGUGGUGGUAGCACAACAAUCAAAGCAAUAACAAAUGGAGAUCAACAAGUUGCAAAUUUAAACAAUAAUGGUAGUAGUAGUAGUAGUAGUAGUAGUGGUAAUAAUGGUGAUUUAAAAGAGAUUAAUUGGAUGGAAGUUUCAAAAGGAAUGGCCCGAGGUAGACAAACAAAGAUACCAAGAACUGCUUUAGAAUGUAAAACAAGAUGGUUAUUAUUGGGUUAUUCAAAUACUUACUAUUAA
Cavenderia fasciculata is the source of this 1671-nucleotide messenger RNA. It is a transcript of the gene mybM, whose product is annotated as putative myb transcription factor. The record is from RefSeq and is a predicted model, not a curated record. Lineage: Eukaryota; Evosea; Eumycetozoa; Acytosteliales; Cavenderiaceae. The transcript has a single exon. The coding region runs from base 1 to 1671 and encodes 556 amino acids.